Molecule: messenger RNA, 1423 nt
Organism: Guyanagaster necrorhizus
Lineage: Eukaryota; Fungi; Basidiomycota; Agaricomycetes; Agaricales; Physalacriaceae
Product: cysteine synthase
Exons: 5
Coding region: 242-1357 (371 amino acids)
Source: RefSeq, a predicted model, not a curated record
GGCGGUUUCUACACACAUUUAAUGCCAUACCGUUGCCUAGUCGACUCAGCGCUUCAUAUCAACUGUUUGUAUGUAGAUUUUUUUGGAACGUCGCAUAAAUCCUGCAUUUUGGUCGUCUUAUUUUCUGAAUAUCGCAUGAUCUAGACUCGGAAGGCAGCUUAUCUAAAAAUGUCGUGCUUUGUGCUACAUCUUUCAAAAUGGUGUCCGAGGUCGGCAGGUGCAUUCACCAGCUCUUUCUUCGAUGCUUUCUACUGCAAGAGCGAGUAUACGUCGCCCCUUCACCAUGAGUACCGUCGACGGAUUCGUGGGGGCCAUUGGUAAUACCCCAUUGAUCUACUUGAAAACACUCUCUGAGCGAACUGGCUCCAGUAUCUUUGGCAAAGCCGAGUUCCAGAAUCCCGGUGGUAGCGUCAAGGAUCGUGCCGCACUAGGUGUAGUCCAAGAUGCUGAGCGGCGGGGUCUGUUGAAGCCGGGCGGUACUGUUGUCGAAGGUACAGCAGGUAAUACCGGUAUUGGACUGGCCCAUGUCUGUCGGGCGAGAGGCUACAGAUGCGUGAUUUUCAUGCCGAACACACAGAGUCAGGAAAAGAUUGACCUGUUACGAAUGCUUGGAGCCGAGGUGUAUCCUGUGCCUGCAGUAGCAUACGACGAUCCCAAGAACUAUAACCACCAAGCCCGCGAUUUUGCCAAAGAUACUCCGAAUGCUCUCUGGACAGACCAGUUCGAUAAUACUGCCAAUGCCAACGCACAUUACGUCUCUACUGGCCCCGAGAUCUGGGAGCAGACUGGUGGUGACCUGGACGGAUUCAUUUGCUCGACGGGUACAGGCGGCACGUUAGCCGGCGUGGGCAAGUAUCUCAAGGAAAAAAGUGGGGGAAAAACUCAAAUCUGGCUGGCUGAUCCUCCGGGGAGCGUCCUGACCAGCUAUGUCAGCAGUGGAGGAAAGCUUACAGAAAGAACUGGAAGCUCCAUCACUGAAGGCAUCGGUCAAGGAAGGAUUACUAACAACCUGGGGACCCUUGUGAAUGAGCUAUCAGGCGCCUUCACUGUACUAGAUACGAAGAGCAUCGCCAUGCUUUACGAUCUCUUGGAUACUGAGGGUCUGUAUCUUGGUGCCAGUUCUGCUUUGAACGUGGUUGCUGCCGUAGAGCUUGCAGAAAAGCUCGGCAAAGGUAUUGAUCGUCCUUUGUGCUCGAACGCAUCUAAUUUUUUUUUGCCAGGUUCAAAAGUCGUCACUAUUCUCUGUGACGGAGCCUAUAGAUAUCAAAGUCGUCUUUUUUCAAAACAGUGGCUGGAAACGAAGGGAUUGUCGGACUCGAUACCUGAACAUUUGAAGAAGUAUGCAGUACUAGACUAGAUGUAUCGUGUGAAAAUCGAUUACCUAAUCAUAAUGGCAGCGUGCCUCGUUUCUUCGGCGCUAGCG